Messenger RNA from Selaginella moellendorffii, 1802 nucleotides. RefSeq names its product sodium/hydrogen exchanger 6. NCBI's taxonomy places the organism in Eukaryota, Viridiplantae, Streptophyta, Lycopodiopsida, Selaginellales, Selaginellaceae. Gene Ontology annotation, molecular function: sodium:proton antiporter activity. Gene Ontology annotation, biological process: regulation of pH; proton transmembrane transport; sodium ion transport. Bases 103 to 1746 code for a protein of 547 amino acids. The transcript has 22 exons. The record is from RefSeq and is a predicted model, not a curated record. Gene Ontology annotation, cellular component: endosome; membrane.
AGUGUUUCGCGUUGGCACGAACUUUGUGUUUGAAUGGGGGAGCGACGAGGAGCUAGGGUUUGGUGCGCCUAAAAGAUCUCUCGCGGCGUCAUCGCCAAUCCCAUGGCGCAGCACGGCGAGGAGCUCGCUAUGGCUUCCGAGGCCGCGAUCGAGCAGCACCAGGUAGCCGGCCUCAGCUUGCUCUUGCAGAUCGUGAUGCUCGGAUUCGCCUUCGUCCUCGGCCAUGUCCUUCGCCGCCAUAAAUUCUACUAUCUCCACGAAGCCAGCGCCUCGCUGCUCAUAGGCAUCAUCGUGGGAGGGAUCGCCAACGUCUCAAACAAGGAGAUGAGUUUCAAGAGAUGGUUUAACUUCAACGAGGAGUUCUUUUUCUUGUUCCUUCUCCCGCCGAUCAUAUUCCAGUCAGGCUUCAACCUUUAUGCUAAACCGUUCUUUUCAAACUUUGGAGCGAUUUGCGUAUUUGCGAUUGUGGGGACUUUCGUGGCCUCCAUGGUGACAGGAAUUUUGGUUUUCCUUGGAGGACUAUUUUUUCUCAUGUACAAACUCUCAUUCCUUGAAAGCUUGCUGUUCGGUUCUUUAAUUUCAGCUACCGAUCCUGUGACCGUACUGGCAAUCUUCCAAGAGCUCGGGACUGAUAUGAACUUGUAUGCUCUUGUCUUUGGAGAGUCUGUCUUGAAUGAUGCUAUGGCUAUUGCUCUUUACAAGACGUUAAUGAAGUUUUGGCAUGAUCCUUCCGCAAACUACAGCUUCACGGUUGCUGUUUCGAGCUUUUUGCAGACGUUCGUAGGAUCGAUGGGAACAGGUGUUGUUGUCGCAUUAUGCUGCGCUUUGUUAUUCAAGUACGCUGGGCUUUCUGUCAACAGCCUUCAUAAUCUGGAAUGCUGUCUGUUCGUCCUUUUCCCGUACUUUUCGUUCAUGCUAGCGGAAGGGCUUGGACUUUCGGGAAUCAUAGCCAUUCUCUUUUGUGGCAUUCUCAUGAAGCAUUAUGCGUUUCAAAACCUGUCUGAACCUGCUCAAGCUUUUACGCGAGGAUUUUUCCAAUUAAUCUCGUCUUUGGCAGAAACAUUUUUGUUCAUCUACAUGGGCCUGGAUAUUGCGACCGAAAGCCAUACCUGGUCUCACGUGGGGUUCAUCUUUUUCUCUAUUGUGUUUAUCCUGGCAGCAAGAGCAGCUAACGUGUUUCCUUGCGCAUAUUUGAUCAACUUGAUCCGGCCUGUUGCAAGGAAAAUACCUCUCAAGCAUCAGAAGGCGCUUUGGUUUAGCGGCUUGCGAGGCGCCAUGGCGUUCGGGUUGGCUUUGCAGAGCAAGCGUGAUUUACCAACAAAAUCUAAUGGUGAGACGAUAUUCACCACUACAACAGCUAUUGUCGUUGUCACGGUCCUCUUCAUUGGAGGCUCAACAUCAACAAUGCUGGAAAAGCUGGAAGUCGUUGGGGAUGAUUAUGCGGCUCUAAAUGUAGAGGUUGGAAACGACAAUAAUUUGGAGCUUCAUAGCCCGACAAGCUCGAGAUAUCUAACCUCGCCUUUCACAGCCUUCGACAAAAACUUUCUCAAGCCAAUUUUCACGAGCCACGUUGAUGAUGAGGACUUUGGUCUUUUUGACGCUGUGGACCAGAAUCACUCUUCCGACAAUCACGCGGUAGAAAUCCAAAGAUCUCUCAUACGACGAACAGAGAACGAGGAUCGCCAUUCGGAGAACGGUAGAAGCACAAAAGCCAUAAGAGACACUGGACGAUUUAGAAGCUUUUAAAGAACGUGUAAUACCAUGUAACCAUUUCCUCUGUGAAGGGACGAAAAGUUGACGGA